AUGCAGCAGGAUUGUGUCGAGCUGGAAUGCUCAGAAGCGCAAGAUCAACGAGUAACCAGGGAAUGGAACAACCCUUCGCCUCAGAAAGCAUCUGCACUCCAUAGAUACCAGUACGAAGUUCGUCUCGGAACUAAAGUUCACGUGCAGGGAUCCUUGAACUGCGGUGCCCACACAGGCGCUGCCCGGUGGCAGGACGUCUAUGCAGAGCCCCGUUGGGUACGAAAGACUCUGGGCGCCCCAUCAGCGUGA
Molecule: messenger RNA, 249 nt
Organism: Cyanidioschyzon merolae strain 10D
Lineage: Eukaryota; Rhodophyta; Bangiophyceae; Cyanidiales; Cyanidiaceae
Exons: 1
Coding region: 1-249 (82 amino acids)
Source: RefSeq, a predicted model, not a curated record